UGGCGGAAGUUAAUGUGUAGCUGAUAUGGGCUCUAUUCUGUGUUUGAAAUUUAGUGAAGGAUACUGCAAAAUAAAGUUUAUGGUAGUACGGAGUAAGUGCAAUUAACUGUAAUGUGCAAUUGCAACAUACGUUUUCUUUGUGGUUACCAACAUUGAAUGAAUAUAGGCCAUGAGAAGUAGACCAACUUCGAGUUUGAUUGUUUCGGUGCGCCCAGAGAAGGACAAGUGUCAGAAUAGCAACCACCUGGCCAUUCAUGUAGCUGCAUUUCCGACAGUCGGAGAAAUAACGUCGUCAGAGUGUCGGAUUUCAGUGGGAGGAUCCCGAAUCCAUCCCAGAAGCAACGAAUGCCUCCAUUAUUGACGUCCAUGGAACACACCAAGUCGGCUUACGGGAACAGCAAUGGCCGAGACGAAGUCAGCAGCAGCCGUACCAUCAGUACCGCGCAACAGACGAGCAACAGCAGCAGUCCUGUCAAACACAAGCCGAGUCCGUUCAGCAGGAAGAACGACAGCAAAAAGGGUAGCAUCAUCUCCUUGUGGACUGCUCUUUACGAUUAUGAGGCGCAAGGAGAGGAUGAACUCAGCCUACGAAGAGGGGAAAUCGUCGAGGUCCUGUCUAAAGAUUCCAAAAUUUCUGGGGAUGAGGGCUGGUGGACUGGUAAAAUUGGUGAUAAGGUUGGCAUCUUCCCAGCCAACUUUGUGGCCAAAGAUGUCAUCGAUCAUGUGUCAAGCGUGAUAGGGGAUAUUCAACCAGUUGAGAUAGAUUUUUCGGAACUAGACCUGGAAGAAGUGAUUGGGGUGGGGGGUUUUGGGAAAGUAUACCGUGGGUUUUGGCGGAAUCAGGAAGUGGCCGUGAAGGCAGCACGCCAGGACCCUGAUGAAGACAUAAAUGUGACUCUGGAGAAUGUGCGUCAAGAGGCGAAGCUUUUUUGGUUACUUAAGCAUGACAAUAUUGUGUCUCUGGAGGGUGUUUGCCUCCAGAUGCCCAAUCUGUGCCUGGUGAUGGAAUAUGCCCGUGGAGGUUCCUUGAACCGCGUGUUGGCAGGACGCAAGAUUCGACCAGAUGUGCUAGUUGACUGGGCCAUUCAGAUCGCCAGGGGUAUGAACUACUUGCAUAAUGGAGCACCCAUUUCACUCAUCCAUCGAGAUCUCAAGUCAUC
Messenger RNA from Cryptotermes secundus, 1160 nucleotides. RefSeq names its product mitogen-activated protein kinase kinase kinase 9. Gene Ontology annotation, biological process: protein phosphorylation. Gene Ontology annotation, molecular function: JUN kinase kinase kinase activity; protein binding; ATP binding. NCBI's taxonomy places the organism in Eukaryota, Metazoa, Arthropoda, Insecta, Blattodea, Kalotermitidae. The record is from RefSeq and is a predicted model, not a curated record.